UCCCCGUGUCUGACUGUAGACCGUUGGUUAUCCGGGGAUAUCGCUACUGCUAUUUCUCCUCAGUCUAUCGUUCUCCCUUUUAGAAGAUUGACACAACUAGGUAGGGAAAAAAGCAGAGAAAGGGAAGCAAAUCACAAGCAAAAAUGGCAGAGCUUGGGGCAGGCAGCCUGUUACAAGGGGAUCCUACUUUAAACGAUCAAGAGCAGGAGCUAAACGAGCGUUUGAAGCGGCUCUAUCCGGCCGUGAACGAGGAAGAGACCCCGUUACCCCGGUCGUGGAGCCCCAAGGAUAAAUACAGCUACAUCGGGCUGUCGCAGAACAAUCUGCGGGUACAUUAUAAAGGUCACGGCAAAAACCACAAAGACGCGGCAUCCGUGCGAGCUACCCACCCAAUCCCUGCUGCAUGUGGCAUCUACUACUUCGAGGUGAAGAUCGUCAGCAAAGGAAGAGAUGGGUACAUGGGUAUUGGACUGUCCGCCCAGGGGGUCAACAUGAACAGACUGCCGGGCUGGGACAAACACUCCUACGGUUACCAUGGAGAUGACGGGCACUCCUUUUGCUCCUCAGGAACCGGCCAACCAUAUGGGCCCACCUUCACGACAGGAGAUGUGAUUGGCUGCUGCGUGAACCUAAUCAACAACACGUGCUUCUACACGAAGAAUGGACACAGCUUGGGUGUGGCUUUCACAGACCUCCCACCGAACCUGUAUCCUACAGUGGGUCUACAGACUCCUGGAGAGAUUGUAGACGCUAACUUUGGCCAGCAUCCUUUCGUUUUCGACAUAGAGGACUACAUGAGCGAGUGGAGGGCAAAGAUCCACAGCAUGAUCGCUCGCUUCCCUAUCGGAGAGAGACUCGGAGAGUGGCAGACAGUGCUGCAGAACAUGGUAUCCAGCUACCUGGUGCACCAUGGGUACUGCUCUACUGCCAUGGCCUUUGCCCACGCCACAGAGACCAUGAUACCGGAGGACCAGGCCUCUAUAAAAAACAGGCAGAGAAUACAGAAACUUGUAUUGGAGGGUCGUGUUGGAGAAGCCAUCGAAGCCACACAUCAGCUGUACCCCGGACUCCUAGAACGCAACCCCAAUUUACUCUUCAUGUUGAAGUGUCGGCAGUUUGUGGAGAUGGUGAAUGGUACAGACAGUGAGGUACGAUGCUUUAGCGUCCACUCCCCCAACACCCAGGACAGUUAUUCCGGUUCCCCAAGCCUUAGCCCCCGGCACGGAGCCACCAACCCCCACCUGCACAGCACAGGAGCAGACAGUCCCACGUGCAGUAACGGUGUGACGGCUUCUAACAAAAACAAGGGCCACACCAAAUACCCCGGAGCUGGCUCCGCCUCCUCUUCCCCUUCCUCCUCACCAUCCUCCGUCAACUAUUCUGAGUCCAACUCCACAGACUCCACCAAGUCCCAGCCACACAGCACCACCAGCAACCAGGAAACCAGUGACAGUGAGAUGGAGAUUGAGGCAGAGCACUACAGUAACGGAGUGGCUGAGAACUCCUCCUCUCGCAUCGUAAACGGCACCUACAAGCACCAGGAGAUCAUGCAAGGGGAUGACAACAGUGUGGGAAAUGGAGUAACAGAGGACAGCUGUGGCUCGAGGCAGCUGUGUGGAGGUAACCAGGCUGCUACGGAGCGCAUGAUCCAGUUUGGACGCGAGCUGCAGGCACUCAGUGAGCAGCUCUCACGCCAGUACGGCAAGAACGCUGUGCACAAGAAGAUGCUGCAGGAUGCAUUUAGUCUACUGGCAUACUCCGACCCAUGGAACUGCCCAGUGGGCCAGCAGCUGGACCCCACACAGAGAGAGGCCAUCUGCUCUGCUCUCAACAGCGCCAUCUUGGAGUCUCAGAAUUUACCCAAGCAGCCCCCCCUCAUGCUUGCACUGGGGCAGGCCACAGAGUGUGUGCAGCUCAUGGCCCGCGUGCGUUCCGGCUCCUGUUCAUUUGCCAGAGUUGACAACUUUUUGCACUAGCCCAAGUCCAGGCAAUGAUCAGGACAGUUAUGAAGAGGACUUUCCAGCUUUCUGGGUUGCCAUGAGGAACACACUUGUUUGAAACGGUGCAUUCACUUGCCGCAGGCAGUUCGGAUGAGAGAUGACUCGUAACAUGGAGGAGAGGCUUCUUUUUAAUUUUAGUAUUAUUAUAAUACAAACUGUGUGACACUAUUUAAAGGCAAUUAAUUAUUCUGUUCUAUUCUAGUCACUUUUUUUUAUUUUAGUUCCUAUUUUGUCAGUUUGUUGUGCUCACCUUGACAUUGAACCAGAAUUCCCUUCUUCGUUUUUAUGGGUGGAUUCAGUGCAUAGCGUUCCAUUCACACAGCAUAUCACACAGCAUAACACAUAGCAGUAAAGCCUUCUUCAAAUUCAAAGAAGCAACACACCUCCCUAUUCAGAACUCAGGUAUUUCCUAUACGUGUCAUUCAGCAUGUAGAAGGAGGUAUUGCUGCAGCAGCUAGCAGUACUGUGUGACUACUCAGUAAGGCUUUGCUUAUAUACAGUAUGAAUAUCAAAUGUAAUUUUACUGGCUACUACACCGCAGGUCUGUUUUGUGCAGAAUUCCCAUGCGUCUCGCCUCCAAGCUAAUAGUUCACCUCAGGCACCAGCACUAGUGUUUUUAUUAGAUGCGAAUCAUACAGACGCAUUGCAGACCCAGACUUUCUAAGAGUUUUUUUUUUGUUUUUUUUUAAACAAAGCUCGGGUCUCUCUCAUUUUAAAAAAGGCUCUAUUUUAAUGAUGAUCUUUAUAGAGUACACUUCAGAACUGAUGUAAAUCUCCAGCUUUUAUCGUUUUUUUUUUUUGUCAGCUUUAUCGAAAUUUAACCUUAAGGUGUCUGUGUGUGGCUGCAAUGAAUAAAAAUUAAAAAAAAAUUUUUUUGUCAAAGAGAACCAACAUUAUAAUUUCAUUAAUAUGACUGCAGCAUUAAAGCUUGGACUAAUUUGUUCCACUAAUUCCUACAUUUUGUAUCCACUAGGAUAGUGUUGAUGAACAGCUUUACUCCAGUUUACUGACUCCAUCUCUACUGAUUGUGUAGUUGUAGCUGUUAGACUGAUAAUGCCGACUGUUGGAGACGCUGUACUUCAACUAUUAUAGAGCGGAGGAUUCGUAAAAUGAAUGAGGGGUUUGGGGUUUCGGAGGUUCUUUUAUUUUCUUACCUCUUGUUUUUUUCCCCAUCACACAAGCUUUGUUCUUUCCUUCACAUUUCUCCUCAGUUGUGUCAUUCACUGGCUCUCGCUGUCACGAGCUGUGACAAUAUCACUACACACAAUACUGACUUAGUCACUGCAGGACGUGACCCAAGCGUUUCUCCUUUCUCUCUAUUAGGUCAGUAUGCACUCGCUGUCCACUUGAUUAGAAACACCUGCACAUUCAUGCCGUUAUCUAAUAAGCCAGACGCAUGGUGGCAGCACAGUGUGUACAUUCAUGUAGAUACGAGCCUGCAGCUUUGGGUAAUGUUCACAUCUAACAUCGGAUUGAAGAAUUAGUUAGCGUGACUUUUAUUGUGCCAUAGUUGUUGGCACCAGAAUGGCUUUUUUUCCUGAGGAUUUCGUAAUGUGCUGAUUUUACCGUGGAUUUUCACACAUGACCGUCUCUAGUAGACUUUACAUAGAAUGGUGUGAAAAGCAUGGUAGGAAUGCCAGAUUGGUUUGAGCUGCCAGGAAGGAACUGAAUACAGGAAUCUAAGACAUAAACUCGUACAAACUGUCCAAUUUCAGUGCUCAUGAAAGACUAAGAUUGUUGUUCUUGGCUCUGACAGGAGUGGAACCUGGUGUGGUCUGGUGCUGUUGUAGCUCAUCCACCUCAGUGUUUGAUGUGUUGUGUGGUCUGUUAUUUCUCAAACCAGUCUGUCCGUUCUCCUCUGAUCUCUCAUCUGUUCACAGUAUCUAUUUGGUUUUUCAUACCCGUCUGUGUAAACUCUAGAGAUUGUAGUGUUAGAAAAUCCAAAGACUCAGACCAGCCCUUCAGUUAUCAGCAUCCAUGCCACAGUUCGUCACAGAGAUUGCACUUCUCACAUCUUCGUUCUGAUGUUUGGUGAUGAACAUUGACUAAAGCUCUUGAUCUGUAUCUGCAUUGUGCUGCUGCCACAUGAAUGAUCCAUGUGAAUGUACAAGUGUUAAUAAAGCUGUGUGGUAGUGAGUGUAUACAAAAUGUUGCACAAAUAUAUCGUUUUUAUUUUUUCUCACUUUUUUUAAUGUUCUCUGGAUUUCUGAAACACACCCCAGUUUUUUCCUCAGAACCAUCCAUUUCUUCAGCAUUAAUCACAGUUCACUCACUGCAAGCCACCAUAUGAUUGUUACAUCCGUUAUUUUACACCUAUAUGUUCUGUUGUUUUUGGAUGUAUUGUAUCGUAUUCUCAGUUAUACCUCACUCAGAUGGCAGACAUCCCUGUUCACAUCAGAAGACGCAGUAGUAGUAGAGACUUCAUAGCCUGCAUUUGGUCGGACUUCUCUGGUCCGAGGGUUCAGAACUUUUCAUGAAUGGUCCAAAAUUUUGUUUCUCCUCUUUGGUCAUGGAGUAAACCAGGCCUGCACAUAUUAGUAACUCAUCCAGCUUAACCUAGAUGAGGCUUGUUAAUCAGGUGAUGAGUUAAAGCAGGCGAGUUGUGAGCAGGGAAACUAUCCAAAUGUGCAUGUGGUGCUCCAGGACCAGGACUGAGAAACACUGUUCUAGAGGUUACAUACUUAAUCUUUAAAGUCCACCUGGUUCAAGCAUAAACAUGAGCUAAACGCCAAACUGUGGUUCACAAAACAGUAUACCAUUCUAGCCACAUGUUUUUGAUGUGUUUGUCCCUUAGGUCAUACUUUGUGCACUUUCCAAUAGUGUGUUCAUUCAACAAUAUGAGUUGUCUUUUCUUAUGACUUGAUGAUCCUGAGUGGUGUUGCAUGGAGACAUCGUGUGUAACCGAGCUAGAUCGAAGAGCUCAUAAUUUUACUGAUCUGUACAUAGUAAAGCCUGUGUUUUAGGGGUGUUUUUUUAAUGGCAAACCAAUAUCUGCAGGAGCUCAUCAGUGGUUAUCCACCCAUUUUAAAAUGGUCGUACAGAGAGCUGAACUGUGAUCAGGGACCUACUCUAUUACUCUAUACAAAUGAAGGAAAGAAUUGCGCUGAUAUCCUCCUAGGAAAUAAUUUGUCCAUUUUUGCUUAUUCGUGUAGUGGCAUCUCUGCCUCAGAUAACGAAAUAGCAGGACAAAUAGAACUAAGCUGAAUACAACAAGCUGUGCACAAUUUUACUUCUGUUAUUAUUUCAAAUUUAUUUGAGUUUUGGUUUUAGCCAUUGUGAAUUGAAUUAGCCUCUACUUAGCAUGAACCUUUAAAUAUGUUUUAAAAACAAAAAUAAAAAAGGAAAACAAUAGCUUAAAAAGAAAAAAAAACAUACAUAUGUACUGGCAACAUGUUAAAGAAAUAUUGUACUCAUUUAAUUUUGACAGAAUUAUUUUUAUUAAAAUACAUCCAUGAGCAUA
Tachysurus fulvidraco (yellow catfish) is the source of this 5460-nucleotide messenger RNA. RefSeq names its product RAN binding protein 10 (gene ranbp10). The transcript is spliced from 15 exons. Gene Ontology annotation, cellular component: cytoplasm. The record is from RefSeq and is a predicted model, not a curated record. Gene Ontology annotation, biological process: cell surface receptor signaling pathway; cytoskeleton organization. The coding region runs from base 144 to 1976 and encodes 610 amino acids. NCBI's taxonomy places the organism in Eukaryota, Metazoa, Chordata, Actinopteri, Siluriformes, Bagridae. Gene Ontology annotation, molecular function: protein binding.